Messenger RNA from Ectocarpus sp. CCAP 1310/34, 799 nucleotides. NCBI's taxonomy places the organism in Eukaryota, Phaeophyceae, Ectocarpales, Ectocarpaceae. The record is from the annotation of a GenBank genome assembly.
UUUUAUUUUCACGUGAGACAUCAUUGCGAUUCCUUCUGGUAGUAGUCGAGCGUUCGCGAGGGACGUGUUGCGGUGCGAGUGCUCUGCAGCGGAGGCUAACACACCCCACAAUCCUGGUGACGCUGCCCAGCCAAAGGUCAGCCGUAGAUCCGCUACCAGCACGUCUCCUAUCACGUAGCAAAAGUUGUGUGCAUGAUCUGGCCCAAGUACUGGCAGCGAAUGUUCUACAAUGGGCACAAGAGGAAGCACGCCAUGAAGUUUCAAGGGGUAAUUACACCAGACGGGCUAUUUGUGGAUCUGCGGGGCCCCGUGGCGGGGACACGUCAUGACAGCUUCAUUCUAGUNGUGGCGGGGACACGCCAUGACAGCUUUAUUCUAGCGCAGUCUGGGUUGAUGGAGAAGUUGUCGAUGCUAAACAGCCCUACAGGCCAUCCGUACUGUUUGUACGGAGAUCCGGCGUAUGGACUGAGCAACCACCUUGUCUGUCCUUUUAGCGCGUCAAGUGUCGGCCCUCUAACGCCAGAGAUGGCCGACUUCAACAAGCGUAUGAGCCACUGCCGCGUAACGGUGGAGUGGGGAUUCAAAGAGAUGACCGGCAAGUGGGCCUUUGUGAACAUGAAGCCGCAGCAGAAACUUUUGCCAAGCCCUGUCGCCAAGCAGUACCGGGUAGCCACUCUGCUUUCUAACUGGCACUCAUGCAUGAACGGGGGCAACGAGAUUUCGCAAUACUUCGGCGUGGUGCCACCCUUUUUCGAGGAGUACGUAGCGGUGUAAGUGCAAGAUGCACCCACGUUGAGUG